GUACAUGAUAUUCGCUGUGCAUUGAAAGCACUCAAAACUCGUUUUUCUCGCUUUAUCUCUCGCUUAAAGCAUCCCAACUUGAGCAAAAGCUGAAAAGAAAAGGAAGAAGAUUCAAGAAACCUGCCACUUAUAGUACCCCUUCACAUCUUUCUCUCAGUCCAUUAUUGAGUCCUCUGCUCCCUCUCUUCCUAGCACAAACCUCCACCCACCACCGCCGGCACCUCCGCUCCACCGCAUCGCCGCCCUCGAUGACAUCCGACGACUGCCCGAAGCACUAUGGAGAGGGCCGAAGCACGUUCCGGCGGCUGUGCGCUGGCCUCCUGGUCUUCAACUUCGUCCUGCUGUUCAUCAUCCUGCUGGUGUGGGCCAUCCUGAGGCCACACAAGCCCCGGUUCGUCCUCCAGGACGUCACCGUCUACGCCUUCAACGCCUCCGUGCCCAACUUCCUGACCACCAACAUCCACGUCACCAUCUCGUCCCGCAACCCCAACCACAGGAUCGGCGUCUACUACGACAAGCUCGACGUCUACGCCAUCUAUCGCAACCAGCAGAUCACCCUCCGCUCCUCCAUCCCUCCGUCGUACCAGGGGCACAAAGAGGUGGACGUGUGGUCGCCAUUCAUCUACGGGACGGCGGUGCCGGUGGCGCCGUUCAACUCGAUGACGUUGACUCAGGAGCAGGCGGCCGGGACCAUCUUCCUGAUGGUCAAGAUCGACGGACGGGUGAGGUGGAAAGUCGGGACCUUCACCUCGGGGCGCUACCACCUAUAUGUCAAGUGCCCCGCGUACAUCAUAUUCCCCAAGAGCACGGCCACGUCGGCGCAGGAGUCUGCCGCCUCCGGAGACGGCAUCGUUAAGUUGCAGAUGGUCCAGAAAUGCAGCGUCGCUGUAUGAUUCGGGCUCCUCUAGCAGCGUAUGUAAUGCUUGACUAUGUGCUACGGCCAUAGGCAGGGUCAACUACCUGA
Syzygium oleosum is the source of this 964-nucleotide messenger RNA. RefSeq names its product NDR1/HIN1-like protein 1. The record is from RefSeq and is a predicted model, not a curated record. The coding region runs from base 249 to 893 and encodes 214 amino acids. Gene Ontology annotation, biological process: defense response to other organism. The transcript has 2 exons. Lineage: Eukaryota; Viridiplantae; Streptophyta; Magnoliopsida; Myrtales; Myrtaceae.